AUGCUUUUCAAGGCAAUAUCAUUCUUUUUCUCGCCAUUUUGGAAUAUUAUUGAUCCAUAUUUGAAUAGUCUGGUUGACCUUUUUUCAGCACAAAAAGCUCAACGAAUUACUAUAAAAUCUAUUUUUAUAUUUGUAGCAGUUGCAACAUUAGUAAGUUUUGCAUUUCUUUCAUAUAUAGCAUUUUAUUAUGUCUAUAUUCCAAAAAUCGCGCACUCAAAACCAGUUCAUUUACAAUAUCAUCAAGACAAAUUGAUUCAUAGUAUGAUCGAUUUCACUGAAAAUGGAUUAUAUUCAGAUUUUCUAUCAGCAGAUCAAGCUUAUGAUAUUUCAAUUGAUUUGGAUGUUCCUGAAUCGGAUCGAAAUGUUGAUUUGGGCAACUUUAUGAUUAAUUUGGAGUUGAAGUCCAAGGAUAAUAAUACAAUUCAGUCUUCUGGUCGACCAUGUAUACUUACUUAUAAAUCCAAAUUACUUCGUAUUACUUCGACAAUUUGGAAAUUAAUUCCAUUAGUCUUGGGAUUUGUCAAGGAAGAUCAAAAGUUGAAAGUUGUAAUGUUUGAAAAUUUUAUUGAAAAUGGUGAUAGUCCAAUGACCCAUGCAUAUCUUACUAUACCAGAUAAAAAUCCGGAAGUUUAUAAUGCAAAUAUACAAUUAGACGCACAUUUCAGAGGAUUAAGAAAUCAUCCUGAUGAAGAUGAAGAGCAAGUGGAAAAUGGUGGAUCCGAAUUUGUAUCAAAUAAUGAUGAGUCAAGCAAUAUAUCAGAUGAUGAUGAUUCUAUAACUUCACACUCAGAGUCAAUGAAUCCAGAAAAUACAGAUUAUGAUGAAUCAGGAUUUGAAACCACUGGUGAAGGUAAUAAUUAUAAUACUACUACAGAUAAUUCAGAUGUUGAGACACCAAGAAGGAGAUUGUCAAGAUUAUCAUCAAAUAACGAUGAUGAUUAA
This is a messenger RNA of Entrophospora candida, 942 nucleotides long. NCBI's taxonomy places the organism in Eukaryota, Fungi, Glomeromycota, Glomeromycetes, Entrophosporales, Entrophosporaceae. The record is from the annotation of a GenBank genome assembly.